Molecule: messenger RNA, 942 nt
Organism: Chlorella variabilis
Lineage: Eukaryota; Viridiplantae; Chlorophyta; Trebouxiophyceae; Chlorellales; Chlorellaceae
Exons: 4
Coding region: 1-942 (313 amino acids)
Source: RefSeq, a predicted model, not a curated record
AUGUCUGCGCCUCAGGACGACAAGGCGACCGCAGCAACGGCCGCCGUGGCGGCCCCGCCCCGCCGUGGGCACGAGGUUGUUGACGGCACAGGGCGGCGCCUGUCCUACCUCGUGUACGGCCAGCAGGACCUGCAGAAGGCCAAGGCCGUCCUGCUCUUCCUGCACGGCGUGCCAGCCUCGGCGUGCGAGGCGGCCACGCUGGAUCGAGCCGCCGCCGAGGCCGGCAUGGCGGUGGUGUCGGUGGACCGCCCAGGCGUGGGCGAGUCGUCACCCCACACCGUGCACAGCCUGGCCUCUUUCGCCGUCGACCUGGGCAGCCUGCUUGAUGCGCUGGGCCUGCAGGGGGUGGCACUCGCCGGGGAGAGCGGCGGCAGGCCCUACGCAGCAGCCGCGGCGGCGCUGCUGGGCCCCACCCAGGUUUUCCCGCUGCCCCUUGUUAACGCCGUGGGCCCCCUGGGAGGUGGGCUGCUGGACCCCCUACCCCAAGGGGAGGGCCAGGACGCCCUCAAAUUUGUGGGCUGGCGCCAUGCGGGGGUGGCCAUGCCCGUUGCACCGCUGGUCAAACACAAGCCCGAGGUGGUCAUCAGGGAGGCUGGCAAUGACAUGGGCCCCGCCGACAGGCAGGUGCUGGAGUCCAGCCCCCAGAUGGGGCAGAUGAUGGUGGAGAUGGUUCGGGGCGCCUACCGCCAGGGUGUGGGCGCUGUGCUGGACGAGUAUGAUGUGCUGCGCUUGCCGUGGGCGGGCGUCGACCUGGGCAAGAUCCAGUGCAAGACCACGGUGUGGCAUGGCACGCUGGACUGCUGCGUGCCGUCCUCACAUGGGGAGUGGUACGCGCAGGCCAUCCAGGGCAGCACGCUGAAGCUGGUCGAGGGGGAAGGCCACACAACCAUCUCGGUGCGGCGCGGGCGGGAGAUCAUUGCGGCUGUGCUGGAGGGGGCGUGA